GUUAGACGACAGCAGCAAAAUUUCGUUUAGAAAUUCAAAAGCAAUAAAAACCGUUUAAAAAGCAAAGGCAAACACGCCCAGCUGCAGCUUCAGCCCGUUGCCAGUGAUUGAUUUGCAGCAUGUCCAGCUCGCAGUGCCAGUGCAUGGCCAAGGAGUCGCUGCCGACAGUGUGCAUGAGCAUGGCGUCGCGGCAAAUGUCACAGCCGCACUGUCCAUGCGCCAAGUGCAAGGAUAAGCGCUCCCAGGUGUCGAUGAAGACGCCAACGAUGCCUGCGAAUGCAGCGGGGCUGCCCGCUUGCCUGCUCUGUGGGCAGUGCCUGAACAGCAAGGGCAGAGGCUUGGGUCUCUGCAUGGGGCUGAACACCAUACCCUGCCCCAGUCAGGGGCAGUUUCGUAAUCCCGCGCUGGGCGUGCGCCCCAGCUAUCAACCCAGCAGCUGCUUGGGUAUGUGCAGCAUUCCCAGCAGCAGCAUCCAAACGCAGUCGGCGCUGCAGGGCGAAAGUUGGGCGCUGGGCUUUAUGGAUGCGCAGGACUAUGGCAAGUCGGAUGAGCAGCAGCAGCGGCUGUUCUUUCGCGAAACCAUUGUGGAUCAGUCCAGAGAGCGCGAGAGCCUUCCAAGCUAUGGCUCGCUGCCCUAUCGCAGCAACUGCGCCGGCAGCAGCUACGGCGACUUUAUGCAGCGCUUUGCCAACGGACGCGACACGCUCGGCACGCCCGUUAUGCUGCAGGGCCAGCAGGGUCUGCUGCAAGCCGGCGCCGUCGGCGGUAAUUGCAGCGCCGACAUCGAGUGCGAUGAGCAAUGUGGCGUCAACACCGGUUGCAACAUGGCCUGCAGUCGCGGCAAGCGCCAGCUGGUUGGCCAAGGCGCUGACAAGCCGCCGCCCAAUAAUCUGCGCGCCUCCGGGCUCAAGAUUUGCAGCAAUGAGCGCAUCAAUAUGCUGCUCACGUUUGUCAUGGAGGUGCUGGGCAUACUAGUUUUCUUUGCCAUUUGCACUUUGACCUUUUGGCUUACACUCGGCUAUUAUAUAUUGCAAUUGCUGUUGGAUCUGAAGAAUGCGGACCGCAAUGUGCAAAUGGCUUUGGUUGUGGCGUUUAGUGUGCUGCUGCUGGCGUUCGCCAUCACCGUCGUCACGCAGGACACUUGCACCAAAACGUGCCCCAAGCAUCGCACCAAAUGUGCUGGCCUCACAGCCAGCAGCGCACCCAAGCCGGCGCCGCCAGCGCCCAGUUUGAGCAGCAGCUGCAAAACCAAAUGCAGCAAAUCGGCGGCCAAACGCAUUACGCCCAACAGCCUCAAACAGCCGCUGCAAACGGCCAAGUGCAAGGGCAAGCCCAAGCCCAAGCCCAAGCCGAUGGCACAAGCGUUGCCCCAAAUCAAGUGCAAGGCACGCGUGCCGCCAGCAGCGCCGCCCAAGCGCAAAUACACCGAUUGCCAAGGUCGCGCCAUAUUCCAAACCUCGCGUCGCACUGCAAUCCUCACCGAGAUGAAGCAGCCACCAACGUGGAUUGUCUGGCUGCGCGAGUAUAUGCAACAGGCCAUGAGCAGCGCCUAAACACAUCCAAUAUUUAAAUUUGCUGUGUGCCCACUCGAAAUAUUGCGCAUUAAAAAUUCUACUUGGAGCUGAACUUUAAAUUGCGCAUACGCCACA
Drosophila busckii is the source of this 1649-nucleotide messenger RNA. RefSeq lists its product as uncharacterized. Lineage: Eukaryota; Metazoa; Arthropoda; Insecta; Diptera; Drosophilidae. The transcript is spliced from 2 exons. Bases 120 to 1553 code for a protein of 477 amino acids. The record is from RefSeq and is a predicted model, not a curated record.